Messenger RNA from Gastrolobium bilobum, 372 nucleotides. RefSeq lists its product as uncharacterized. The transcript is spliced from 3 exons. Lineage: Eukaryota; Viridiplantae; Streptophyta; Magnoliopsida; Fabales; Fabaceae. The record is from RefSeq and is a predicted model, not a curated record. The coding region runs from base 1 to 372 and encodes 123 amino acids.
AUGCUAGUGGUGGUUGGUUGCGGUGACAGCGGCGAUGGUGGUGAUGUGGUGGUGGUUGGUGGCGGCGGCAGCAGCGACGGUGGUGACGGUAAUGGCCGCGACAAUGGUAAGGGUGGUUGUGGUUGUGAUGAUGGUGGUGGUGGUGAUGGUGGUGGUGACAAUGAUAGUGGUGGCGGCGGAGAUAGUUGUGGUGAUAGUGACGGUGGCAUAGUGGCAGUGAAGGGUAGAGGUGGUGGUGAUGGUGGUAGCGGCAUCGUGGUGGUAGGGGUGGUGACGACGGCACUAGUUGUACGACUGCGCCAGCGACGAUGGUGGAUGUGGUCUUGUCGGGAUGAUAGUGGUGGUGGUAUUGAUGGUAGAGGUGAAGAGUGA